AUGUCGCCGCCGCGAAUCAUCUUGCGUCCCCCUCCAAGUCGGGACUUUCUUCAGGGGUACCCCGGCAUUCCCGAAUCCGAGACUCGGCCUGCCGCGCAUCUAACAGGUACCAUUGAAAUCCAGCAUGGCAGCAAGCAGCUCUCUGCUGCAUGGCUGCGUGUGGAAAUGUCCAAGGUCGAGACGCUGCCAUCCGGCGAGUCAUGGACCGAACUGAUCGGACAGGGCCCGAUCGAUGUAUGGCAGGCCGCGCCUAGCGGCAACGCUGCCGAUGGUGAAGUAUGGCAAACACUCCCUCAGGUACGCAAAACUUUAUACUCACCGCAGCGCAAAUUUGAGUUCCGCGUGAAUGUUCCUGAAAAGCUACCGCCGUCUUUGCGUCUGGAAAAGAACGGGGGCAUUAGCUACCAGCUGGUCGCUACCAUGUGUGUCCAGAUCAAACGGUACGUUCCGAGCCACCCUAACCACAGCGGUUUCUUCCGCCGCACCCUCGUCAAAAAGGUCUUGCAAGACGUGCGCGCUAUUCAUCUGGAAAAGCACGAGCUGCACUCGACGUGGCCGCUGUACAAUGUGCCCGAGGACGACGAAGCUUUCGCCGGGCCGUUCCGCGCGCGCCUGUACUGGAACAAGCGUGCGUAUGCCGCGCUGGAUCCUGUGGAAGUGCGUAUCAUUGUAUACAGCGAUGCCCCGGAGACGGUUAAGCUAAAGAACAUUAUUAUGUCUGUGCGCCAGACCGUCACGUACCUUCCCGACGGAAAAGGUACGGCGACCACCGGCGACACGGCUCGGCCGUCGCAGCAACGCACCGAGGUUCUUGUAUCCAAGAACCGUGGCAUCCGCAAAAAGAUCCGCAAAGGCGAGUUCCUCAUGUACGAUCUGGCGAUCACGAUCCCCAAAAACCACACGCUCAUGUCCGUCUUGACCGCGAAACACAUUGAGGUUUCGCAUGCACUACGAGUUGCUAUAGAGGUCGGCAAGGAGCGGGUCAUGUUUGAGCACAUUGAGCUCCAAAUUUCUGGCUUCUCUGCCAAUGUGAGCGAGUCGGCCAUGGCGCGGAUCGGACACGUCCCGGCGCUAUGCCUCACGAAUGAGGAGCCAAUGGAUCCGAUGCCAUCGCACGAAACACACCCCGUGUUCAUGGACACCCAGCCAACAAGCCCUGAUUACGCGGCGUAUGCCGGCUACGAUCAAAUGAUGGUCGACGGCGGGAUGGAAAUGCCGUUGCUAGCACAGGAUGCAGCAUUCAUCGGCACUCCGACGCCGCGGGGACCGCUUGUCUUCCACGCGCGUGAUUCGCGGAUCGCAAACGAACGCAAUUCCAUCUACCACGAUACGGAGGCCGCGUCUUUCCGGAACCAGUACAUGAAUGCACCGUCAACGCGGCCCAAGCACAUGAGUUUGCUUCCACCGCAGGGAAUGUACCGGCCUGACGAUGUGAUCACACCGGGCGGGCAGGUCUCGCCACGCCCCCCCAUGUCAGAGUUCUUUGCCAGUCCACAGCGCGAUGGCAACUAUAGCCGAGUGUCGAUGUACGACGACCCUUCCCUGAACUUGGCUGUUCCCGUGAUCAAGACACCGGCCAGGACGUCGUCCAUAGACGCGGUCCAGCCUGCGCGCACCGACACUAACACUGUACCGCCAAUGCGCGAUGCACUGCAAGGUGCGACGGCAAAUCCAGGCGGCGCGCCGCCGUUUCGGUCCGCCGAGGCGGAAAAAAUCCGUCUUUUUGAACGCGCACGCGCCGAGGCGGAGCAGUACCAACAGCAAUACACUCACGGUGCAGUGUUCCCGGGAGAAGAGCGUGGCGACGAGCCACCUGCAGCAAACUCCGCGCCGAGCACCGCGCAGUUUUCCACCGCCGCGGAAGAAAAAGCGGCGCUCUCUGCCCGGGCACAGGCCGAAGCCGCGGCGGCACACUAUGCCGAGCGUGCCGCACAUGCACAGGAAGAAAGCGUUGCAACGCCGCCGCCGCAUGCCCCUUCUGCGGCAUCCACACCGUUCCUCACAAGGUCCGAGGCGCGCGCCAUGGAGGAAAAGGCCAAGUUGCAGAGCCACUAUGCACUGUCCGAGUCCCCGUCGCCGCCUUUUGUGACUGCAGCGUCAAAUAAAACCACGUCCAACUUGCCAAUGCUGGGCGAAACCGCAAAAGCUGAAGGGAGCGCGGCGCCGCCGCCGCGGCCGCCCAAGCUUCCUCUCGCGGAGCCGUAG
Messenger RNA from Malassezia vespertilionis, 2205 nucleotides. RefSeq lists its product as uncharacterized. Bases 1 to 2205 code for a protein of 734 amino acids. NCBI's taxonomy places the organism in Eukaryota, Fungi, Basidiomycota, Malasseziomycetes, Malasseziales, Malasseziaceae. Gene Ontology annotation, biological process: division septum assembly. The transcript has 2 exons. The record is from RefSeq and is a predicted model, not a curated record. Gene Ontology annotation, cellular component: division septum.